Molecule: messenger RNA, 2139 nt
Organism: Cuculus canorus (common cuckoo)
Lineage: Eukaryota; Metazoa; Chordata; Aves; Cuculiformes; Cuculidae
Gene: EARS2
Product: glutamyl-tRNA synthetase 2, mitochondrial
Exons: 9
Coding region: 70-1545 (491 amino acids)
Biological process (GO): glutamyl-tRNA aminoacylation
Molecular function (GO): zinc ion binding; glutamate-tRNA ligase activity; ATP binding
Source: RefSeq, a predicted model, not a curated record
GGAUGCGGUGAUUGGCUAAACACGAAGCGGGCGGAAGAGGAUCUGUGGUCACGUGAGCGGCGCGGCGGGAUGGUGCGGGCGCCGCGGGUGCGGUUCGGGCCCAGCCCUACAGGGCUCCUGCACCUGGGCGGCCUCCGCACCGCCCUGUACAACUACCUGUUCGCCAGGAAACACCGCGGGGCCUUCGUCCUGCGGGUGGAGGACACGGACCAGGCCCGUGUGGUGCCGGGUGCCGCCGAGGACAUCGAGGACCUGCUGGACUGGGCCGGUAUCCCCCCUGAUGAGAGUCCUCGCCGCGGCGGCCCCUUUGGACCCUACCAGCAGUCCCACAGGCUUGAGCUUUACCAAAGCGCCAGCGCUGAGCUGUUGGAGAGGGGCGCAGCAUAUCGCUGCUUCUGCACCCCUCAGCGCCUGGAGCUGCUGAAGAAGGAGGCUCUGCGGAGCCAGCAGACCCCACGAUAUGACAACCGGUGUCGGCACCUGACACCUGCAGAAGUAGAUGAGAAGCUGUCCCAGGGCCUUGACUGGGUCAUCCGCUUCCGUCUGGAGAAGGGGGUGGAGCCCUUUCGGGACCUCGUCUAUGGCUGGAACAAGCACGAAGUGGCUGACGUGGAAGGCGACCCUGUAAUUCUCAAGGGGGACGGGUUCCCCACAUACCACCUGGCGAACGUGGUGGACGACCACCACAUGGGCAUCAGCCACGUCCUGCGGGGCACUGAGUGGCUGACAUCGACAUCCAAGCACCUCCUUCUCUACAAAGCCUUUGGCUGGGACCCCCCUCAGUUUGGUCACCUCCCGCUGCUCCUGAACAGAGAUGGGGCCAAGCUGUCGAAAAGGCAGGGGGACAUCUCUCUGGGGCGAUUUGCUCGGGACGGCUACUUGCCAGAGGCUCUGCUGGACAUCAUCACCAACUGUGGCUCUGGAUUCGCAGAGAAACAGAUGGGGAGGACAUUGGAGGAGCUGAUCUUGCAGUUUGAAAUAGGCAGAAUUACAACUCAUUCUGCCCUCCUGGAUCUGGAAAAACUUCCGGAAUUCAACAGGAUCCACCUCGCCCGUCACAUUGAGCACGUGGGGCUGCGACAGAAGCUCAUCAGAGAGCUGCAGUUGCUGGUGGAGCACGUCUAUGGGGGUCAGCAAGUGGAUCGAGAGGUUCUAGAAAAGGAGUAUGUGGAGCGAGUCCUCCUGCUGAGAAAAGGUCACAUCAGCUUCCUGAAGAAUCUGGUGUCAUCUGAUUAUUCUUACUUAUGGGUGAGGCCCUCGGUGUCCCGAGAGCAGCUACAAACAAUUUCUGCCGAAGCAGAUGAAAUAGGAACACUGGUCCUAGGGCUCAUGACAAAGCCAGGAGCUGUUUUGAGUGUGGAGGAGUUGAACAAAGAGCUGAGAAGCCUGCAGGAGCAAACCAGAGAGACCAAGUACAGCAGCGUGAUGAAGGUCUUGCGCUUGGCCCUCAGUGGGCAGCAGCAUGGACCAAGCGUUGCCGAGAUGAUGGUGACUCUGGGACCCAAAGAAGUGUGUGGACGAAUACGCAAAGCGCUAUCUGGCUGACAUGAAAUAGAAACGACACCCACAGCCAGGCCACAGACUUGAACAGCAUAGGCAGUGCGGGGACUUGUCCUAGAGCUGAGGUUUUUGAUCUCAGCGUGGUUGUCUGUGAUCAGAUGAGCUGGGCGUUAAAGCAGGCGGGUGUUGCUGUGGUGUUUCCAGGUCUGGAUGUAUCUGCACUAAACAUGAGCCACUUUGACUGGGAGAGGAGCCAAACACAGAUCUGGGGCUGUCCUGCUUCCGUCUCGUGCAAACAGCCUUGUUUCCAGGUUGGAAGAAAGAGAGUUCUAUCAGCUUUUAAAUUCAGAUCGUGUGGACAGACAGUAACGCUGUUUCUGAUGCCAGCAUGGUUCAUAUCAAGUGAUCGGUCUUCUUUAGGAGAGAGCUUUGCAAUCGGGGUACCUGCAGCUACGACUGCACAGGUCCCCAGCGAAUAAUACUGUGCAGAGGGUUUUUUUUAUAUAAAUAAAACUGUAUAUAUAAUAUAUUAUGUAUAUUAUAGCUGCCUUGCUGUCGUGCCAGGCUGAGUGAGGUGCUCAGAGAAGGGGGACUCUCCUCCCUGUCUACAGUGUCACGCGCAUGGUUCUGCUAAAAAUA